AUGACAAUGGGAACUAAUAAUAAUAAUAAUAACAACCAAUCGAUCGACACACCCAAUAAUAAUAAUAUUAAUAAUGUAAACUUAAAGACGAACCAACAGCAACAACCAAAACAAACAGAUUAUGAAUCACAAAUUAAACAGUUUAUUACAGGUGGUUUGGCAGGUAUGAUGGCUGCUGCUGUCACUCACCCAAUCGAUUCAUUAAAGGUUAGAAUGCAAUUACAAGGUGAACUUUCUAGCAAUCCAAUGACUGCAUCCUCUCAACAACUAUUGAAUCAAACACCAAAGGGUUCUUUUAGUAUGCUUAAACAUAUUCAUGAAACUGAAGACAAAUAUGCAUUGCUUACCAUACCUAAUCUAUCAUAUACCUAUAGUCUAUCAGCAUCACUCCUAAGACAAGCUACUUAUACAACAACAAGAUUUGGAUUAUAUGAUGUUUUUAAAAAUCUAUUACUCUCGUCUGAAAAGAAUAAGUCAAUUCCAUUUCAUAAAAAGGUUAUGGUUGGAAUGUUGGCCGGUGCGGGUGGAGCGAUUGUUGGAACACCAGCAGAUGUUAUUAUGGUUCGUAUGCAGGCAGAUGGCAAGUUACCUCCUGAUCAAAGAAGAAAUUAUAAAAGUGCAUUCAAUGGAAUAUCUAGAAUAACAAAAGAAGAAGGUUUCUUUUCUUUAUGGCGUGGUUGCUCACCAAACAUUUUAAGAUCUAUGUUUAUGACUGCUGGUCAAAUUUCAUCAUAUGACCAAGCAAAACAAAUGAUGUUGGAAAGUGGAUAUUUUGUAGAUAACAUUCAAACACACUUGAUAGCAAGUACCAUAGCUGCAUUUGUUGCAUCACUCGUUACAAGUCCAUUGGAUGUAGUAAAGACUAGGAUUAUGAACACAAAGACUACCACUAGUGGAUCAUCCUCUGUAGAUGCACCCAGAUAUAAGGGAUCGAAUUAA
Cavenderia fasciculata is the source of this 939-nucleotide messenger RNA. It is a transcript of the gene ucpC, whose product is annotated as mitochondrial substrate carrier family protein. The coding region runs from base 1 to 939 and encodes 312 amino acids. Lineage: Eukaryota; Evosea; Eumycetozoa; Acytosteliales; Cavenderiaceae. The transcript is spliced from 7 exons. The record is from RefSeq and is a predicted model, not a curated record. Gene Ontology annotation, biological process: phosphate ion transmembrane transport; malate transmembrane transport; thiosulfate transport. Gene Ontology annotation, molecular function: succinate transmembrane transporter activity; antiporter activity; malate transmembrane transporter activity.